AAUGACGUCACCACGCACAUAUCCGAUCUGUCCUUGACGCUAUCACAGAGCCAAGAUGGUCGCAUACUGGAGACAAGCAGGCCUGAGCUACAUCCGCUUCUCCGCCAUCUGCGCGAGCGCUGUGCGGGCUGCGCUUAAGCCACAGAUGAAGGUAGAGGCGUUGAAGGCCGCAGAAGCCAACGUCAAAGUCUUCAAACCUAAAAAAUGAUAAUGUGACCCUGUGAUGUAGAGCAUUACUCUUGGAGAUGUCCUGUCCCGCACACCAUGUAUCAUUUUAAUCUACAACAAAGAAAAGAUGGAUGACAUCAGGAGGAUCUGUUUGAGACUGGGGACUUGAAUGAAAUUGCUGUUUUUUUCCCCCUAUUAUUUGUAAUUAAAGUUGUAUUAAAGGUGGAUAUUGGAAAUA
Scomber japonicus (chub mackerel) is the source of this 406-nucleotide messenger RNA. It is a transcript of the gene atp5f1e, whose product is annotated as ATP synthase F1 subunit epsilon. Gene Ontology annotation, molecular function: proton-transporting ATP synthase activity, rotational mechanism. The coding region runs from base 56 to 208 and encodes 50 amino acids. The transcript has 3 exons. Gene Ontology annotation, cellular component: mitochondrial inner membrane. Lineage: Eukaryota; Metazoa; Chordata; Actinopteri; Scombriformes; Scombridae. Gene Ontology annotation, biological process: proton motive force-driven mitochondrial ATP synthesis. The record is from RefSeq and is a predicted model, not a curated record.